This is a messenger RNA of Mirounga angustirostris (Northern elephant seal), 3884 nucleotides long. It is a transcript of the gene NUMB, whose product is annotated as NUMB endocytic adaptor protein. The transcript is spliced from 14 exons. The record is from RefSeq and is a predicted model, not a curated record. Gene Ontology annotation, biological process: positive regulation of neurogenesis. The coding region runs from base 485 to 2539 and encodes 684 amino acids. Gene Ontology annotation, cellular component: cytoplasmic vesicle; basolateral plasma membrane; cytoplasm. NCBI's taxonomy places the organism in Eukaryota, Metazoa, Chordata, Mammalia, Carnivora, Phocidae.
AUGGAGAGGUAGAAAGUAUGAAAUGGGGUGGGCCUGUUGUCAUGGGGGAGGCGGUGGCGCUUGGUGGCUACUGGCGGCUGAGGUAGAGGCAGUGGCGCUGGAGUUGGUUGGGGGCUGCGGCAGAUUUGGAGCUUCAGCAACUACUUCUGGGGGGGGUCCAGUGUAGCUGCUGUUGCGACCCAAGAUCUUGAUUCACAUCCACAGAUUGGAAUAUUGGUGUACCAGUCAUCCUCAGACACCUCACUAAGGACAGAUGAGGAAACUGAGGCUUGGUGAAGUUACGAAACUUGUCCAAAGUCACACAGCUUGUAAAGGGCACAGCCAAGAUUCAGAGCCAGGUGUUCAGAAUGGUUUGAUCCCUAUCCAGCUGAAUUCCUGAGACCAGACGAAAUCCAGGUCUCCUACUCCUCUGCCAUCUUGCUCCGCCCCCCAGCCAAAGCAGUCUUGAAGAAGAAGAACAAAACUGAAGGUUGUAAAAAUUAAAAUGAACAAACUACGGCAAAGUUUUAGGAGAAAGAAAGAUGUUUAUGUUCCAGAGGCCAGUCGUCCACAUCAGUGGCAGACAGAUGAAGAAGGGGUUCGUACUGGAAAAUGUAGCUUCCCAGUUAAGUACCUUGGCCAUGUAGAAGUUGAUGAGUCAAGAGGAAUGCACAUCUGUGAAGAUGCUGUAAAAAGAUUGAAAGCUGAAAGGAAGUUCUUCAAAGGCUUCUUUGGAAAAACUGGAAAGAAAGCAGUUAAAGCAGUCCUGUGGGUAUCAGCAGAUGGACUUAGAGUUGUGGAUGAGAAAACUAAGGACCUCAUAGUUGACCAGACAAUAGAAAAAGUUUCUUUCUGUGCCCCAGAUAGGAACUUUGAUAGAGCCUUCUCUUACAUAUGCCGGGACGGCACUACUCGACGCUGGAUCUGUCAUUGCUUUAUGGCUGUCAAGGACACGGGUGAAAGAUUGAGUCAUGCAGUAGGCUGUGCUUUUGCGGCCUGUUUAGAACGGAAGCAGAAGCGGGAGAAGGAAUGUGGAGUGACUGCUACUUUUGAUGCCAGUCGGACCACUUUUACAAGAGAAGGAUCAUUCCGUGUCACAACAGCCACCGAGCAAGCAGAAAGAGAGGAGAUCAUGAAACAAAUCCAAGAUGCCAAGAAAGCUGAAACAAAUAAGACAAUUGUUGGAUCAUCGGCGGCCCCUGGCAAUACUGCCCCACCCCCGUCCUCUCCCACGUCUCCCACUUCGGAUGCCACUGCCUCCCUGGAGACGAGCAAUCCUCAUGCCAUCCCGCGUCGGCACGCACCCAUUGAACAGCUUGCUCGCCAAGGCUCGUUCCGAGGAUUUCCUGCUCUCAGCCAGAAGAUGUCACCCUUUAAACGCCAGCUAUCCCUGCGUAUCAACGAGUUGCCUUCCACUAUGCAGAGGAAGACUGAUUUCCCCAUAAAAAAUGCAGUGCCAGAAGUCGAAGGAGAGGCAGAGAGUAUCAGCUCUCUGUGCUCACAGAUCACCAAUGCCUUCAGCGCACCCGCCGAGGACCCCUUCUCAUCUGCCCCAAUGACCAAACCAGUGACGGUGAUGGCACCACAGUCUCCUGCCUUUCAAGUAUCGCACAUUGGCCUGACUGACCCAGCUCCAGGGGGUCGCCCGUCCACCCUGCAUGAAUUGACUCCAUCGAUGUUGUCUGCUCCCAUUGUAGCUAAUGGCACUGACUCAGCCUUCCAUGUGCUUGCUGCUAAGCCAGCCCAUACUGCUCUAGCACCCGUAGCAAUGCCUGUGCGUGAAACCAACCCCUGGGCCCAUGCCCCUGAUGCUGCUAACAAGGGAAUUGCAGCCACACAUUCGGGGACCGAGUGGGGUCAAUCUUCUGGUGCUGCAUCUCCAGGUCUCUUGCAGGCUGGUCACAGACGCACUCCCUCUGAGGCUGACCGCUGGUUAGAAGAGGUGUCCAAGAGCGUCCGGGCGCAGCAGCCCCAGGCCUCAGCUGCUCCUUUGCAGCCAGUUCUCCAGCCUCCUCCACCCACUGCCAUGACCCAGCCAGCGCCGCCUUUCCAAGGGAACGCAUUCCUCACCUCUCAGCCUGUGCCAGUGGGCAUGGUCCCACCCCUGCAGCCAGCCUUUGUCCCUGCCCAGUCCUAUCCUGUGGCCAAUGGGAUGCCCUAUCCAGCCCCUAAUGUGCCUGUGGUGGGCAUCACUCCCUCCCAGAUGGUAGCCAACGUGUUUGGCACUGCAGGCCACCCUCAGGCCGCCCACCCCCAUCAGUCUCCUAGCCUGGUCAAGCAGCAGACAUUCCCACAGUAUGAGACAAGCAGUGCUACUGCCAGUCCCUUCUUUAAGCCGCCUGCUCAGCACCUCAACGGUUCUGCAGCUUUCAAUGGUGUAGACGAUGGCAGGUUGGCCUCAGGAGAUAAGCACACAGAGGUUCCUGCAGGCACCUGCCCAGUGGAUCCUUUCGAAGCCCAGUGGGCUGCAUUAGAAAGCAAGUCCAAGCAGCGUACUAACCCCUCUCCCACCAAUCCUUUCUCCAGUGACUUACAGAAGACGUUUGAAAUUGAACUUUAAGCAGUCUCUAUGGCUUAUGUAUUUUGUCUGUACUUAGCAAGGGGGUCAAAGGAGCAAAGGGAACUUUGUGUUCCCAAUCAGUAUACUUUUCACCAAUCCCAAAGGUCCCAAGGCAUGUCCAGGCAGAGAGUGCUAGGAGAGGUGAUUUUGAAAAAAACGGAAAAAACAUUCCUAGAGAAGAGUUGUCUUGCAGUUAGGCUAAAGAAGUCAAGGAAAUGUUUCCCUCUGUCCCCCUCCUACUCCCUCAGCCCCUUACAAAUCUCUGGCAACAGAGAGGCAGAAAUAUCUGAACAGGAAUCUGUAUUCAAAGCACAUUUACUGGAAUUCAAAACACAAUGGAAGCAAAACAGUCUCCCUUUGUUUUUCAGGCCAUUCACCUGCCACCUCUCAGUACUGGCCUGUCUUAGAGAUCAAGAACAUGGUGGCCUGUGCUUGGGCUGGGGACGGGAGGCAGGCUAGGUCGCCAGAAUUCCCAGGAGAGCACAUCAGCAGCUGCCCAACAGAGCUAUAUUUUAGGGGCAAAGUUGAGCUUCCACUUUGAGUAAGAAUAAAUAUUAUAAAUAUAUAUAUCAAAAAAAAAAAGCCAAAAUCUUUAUUUUUAUGCAUUUAGAAUAUUUUAAAUAGUUCUCAAUAUUAAAAAGUUGUAUGAGUUGUAAGUAAUCUUGCCAAAGGUAAAAGGGUUAGCUGUAAGAAAUUGUACAUAAGAUUGAUUUAUCAGUGAUGCCUAUUGAAGCGGAGAGAGGAAAGGUUGGGAGUUGCAAACGGGGUCCCUAGCUUAUCUGGUAUCAUUCAUUCUAAGUAGCACAUUGCAGCAACAAUCAUGCAAAUGACCAAUACAGUCACUAGGUUGUAGUUUUAAAGAAAAUGAAAGAGCAGUAUUGUCCUGGUUUUAAACCUGUGAUGAAAUUCUAAUGUCAUUAUUUUAAUGGAAUCAAUCUAAAUACUCUAUAGAGAAUAUGCAUCUUCUUUCAUAUACUGCUGCAGUUUAUGUUAAUCCUCUACUUAACACUAAGGUGACAAUGACAGAAUCACAUCCCUCGAUGGGGAGCGCAGGCUACUGUGUUGGUUUGUCAUGUGGGUCUUGUUUUGUCCUUUAGGUUUUGUCCCCACGAGUUUUGUGGGGAUGGAGAUUCUAGUUUUAUUAGCUGUGUGUGCGUCUGUCCCCCCACGUGGUGAGCAGAACGUCCCGUUGCCAGUGGCGGCCUCUUGACCUCUGGUAACAAUGUGAGGUCCCAUCUCAUUCUUACUUUUGAACGUUGGCCUUACAAUCAAAUGUAAGUUAUAUAUAUUUGUACUGAUGAGAAUUUAUAAUCUGCUUUAACAAAAAUAAAUGUUCGUGGUAGAA